CAACUAAAUAAAUUUUAUUUUUUUUCUUAGCAGAAAGUUUUCAAGAUGGUGAGCCUGAACACGAUUGCGGUGGCUGCGGUGCUUCAACUUCUGGGCAUAUCCUUUUUCGUGCCCCAGCCGAAGGAUCAGUGCUCGCCAGCUCCAGCCGUUGGAAGCUACCUCUUUCUGGUGGCCACUCUUGUGCUUUUCUGGGACUCUGACAUGAUACCCAAGAAGUUGCAUAUAUAUUCACCAUGGAUUUUGGCUGGAGGUGAUCUUUUCUUCACCAUCUUAUUCACUGAACUUUUUGUACUUCUUGGCUGGUGCGGAUUCGAAAGGAUAACUUAUGUUACUGUGCAGAUUGUUUGUAAAGGAAAUAUGUGGUGCGAGUACGGAUUGAUGACAUUCUGCACCAUUUUAGGAGCCUUUGCAUCACUAACUCUUGUGGUUGGAAUGGUUUGCCAAUCCCAGAUGAAGGAUUCGGUGGCUGAGAUCAUAGCUGGCCUGCCCGUUCCCAAGGGCUGUGGACCAGUUUACGAUUUCUUUCUGGAUAUGCACACCUAUGUGAUUGGAUGCCUUUACUUUUGCCAACUGAGUCGGAAGGACCGUUUACUAUCGAUUCGUGCCUUUGAGAUGCAAGUGCUGCGCAGCAAAGUGCAGCAGAGGCAGCAAAGGAAGCAGGCGGGUGAACCUGCUGGCCAAGAGGAUUCGGAAAAGUAGGCGGAUGGGGAAAAAAUGGACAACGAGAUUCAGCCGCCAGAACCGGAGAUCGUCCCGGAGUUGUCCCCGUGAAUUGUUUAUUAUUUAUACAAAUUUAUGCCAACAGCUGUUGC
Molecule: messenger RNA, 812 nt
Organism: Drosophila eugracilis
Lineage: Eukaryota; Metazoa; Arthropoda; Insecta; Diptera; Drosophilidae
Exons: 1
Coding region: 46-699 (217 amino acids)
Source: RefSeq, a predicted model, not a curated record